Messenger RNA from Penicillium riverlandense, 279 nucleotides. RefSeq lists its product as uncharacterized. NCBI's taxonomy places the organism in Eukaryota, Fungi, Ascomycota, Eurotiomycetes, Eurotiales, Aspergillaceae. Gene Ontology annotation, molecular function: protein binding. Bases 1 to 279 code for a protein of 92 amino acids. The transcript has a single exon. The record is from RefSeq and is a predicted model, not a curated record.
AUGUUGGCGACAGCAUAUCGUCUAGGAGGGCUGUGGGCGGAGGCCGAGAAGCUCGAGGUGCAGGUGAUGGAGACUCGCAAGAUGAAGCUCGGCGAGGACCAUCCUGACACGCUGACAAGUAUGGCCAACCUGGCGUCGACGUAUAGGCAGCAGGGCCGGUGGGAGGAGGCUGAGCAGCUCGAGGUGCAGGUUAUGGAGACUCGCAAGACGAACCUCGGCGAGGACCAUCCCUCUACGCUGACGAGUAUGGCCAACCUAGCAUCGACGUAUAGGGACUAG